CAAUGUUAUAUGCUUUGCCAAAUAGGCAGCUUUUAAGAUAAUAUAGAUAAAUAUACAUUAAGAUAAUACAUUAACCUAUUGGGGGCUAUUUUUGAACUAUUAAUAAUAUUAUAAUUCAUAUCAUUAGUUGUAACAUUUUAUAGAAAUUAACGGAUAUCAUUUAUAAUCUUACAAGGAUUCAUAACAAAAUAUAUGGAUAAUUUAUUCAUGUACAACUCCUUAUGGAUUUCUUAUUGUUAACAUCACCAUAAAAAUUGUUACAAUAACUAUUUUUAAUAAUUGUCUGUGAAGUAAUCUUCUAUGAAGCCUGUUCUGGGUUCUUCUGCUUCAAGCCUCAUGAGUGCAUCAAGUAGUGGAAGCACUGGUGGUGGACAGGCCUCAGCUGGUCAACACACUAUAGCGGCUACAAUUACAGCUGUGCAUAAAAUGGAUUCCGAAUUACGCUGCCCAUCUUGUAGGCGAUUUUUCCAAUGUCCUUUAUUGUUACCAUGUGGACAUUCCCUGUGCAAUUUAUGUGCAGCUGGAGCUCUACUUCCUGCUAGCGAACCAAGCAUAGCAGCAUCGAUUGCAGCAGCUCUACAAUUAACAACAGCUGAGACAUUUAGUCCUGCUAGUGGUCCCCCCCAAUCCUCAUCCUCGUCUUCAUCGACAACAGGAAGUAGUAUCGGUUGUCCCAGUACUUCUAACUCACAAGGAAACACACAAAUUAUGGGUUGUACUUCCAUCAUACCUUCAGAUUCUGAUCAAAUGAGUGUUGUUAGCGAAACAGAUUCUGGUGUAAUUGUUAGCAGUCGACCAGGUAGUUAUGUGGGAAGAUUGCCCGUUGUAAUAUGUUCAUCAACCUCAGGUUUAGGUCCGAGUCAAACCUACAGUAUCUCUUCAUCUUCAAUAAGUCUAGUAUCAAGUGGCUUAAUAUGUCCCAUAUGUAACCAUGUCGUUGGUCUUUUUGAUGAUAAGGGACUAAGUCAUCUCCCGAGAAACCGUGCUCUUGAACGAAUAAUAUCUAAAUUUGUAGGUCCUGAUCAGUCGCCUCAUUCAUUAAAAGUGAGUGCAGACUUGGAACCAUUUUUAUUAAACAAUAACACGGACCCAAUUAACAGACCAGGUGGACCACUUUGUCAGUUAUGUGAAGAACCUAAUAUUCCAACGGAAAAUCCAUCAUCUUCAGAAACCAAUAAGACUGAAACGACUGAACAAAAUUGUUUAGCAACAUUUUGGUGUGAACAAUGUGAAAUAUUUUAUUGUACACGAUGUCGUGAAAAGUGUCAUCCAGCUCGUGGACCAUUAAAUCGUCAUGCAUUACAUUCAGCAACUGAAGGUGUAGAAAUAAUUAGACAAAAACAACGUAAUCAACCUACACCAUGUAUGUCACAUUUAAAUAUAAUACCAAAUCUUUAUUGUGUUAACUGUCAUAUACCGGUGUGUAAUGAAUGCAUAAGUAAUAAUAAUUCACAAACAUUUGAAACACAUUCAAAGCAUGAAAUACUUCCAUUGAUUGGAGUCUGUAAAUCACGGAAAACUGAACUGUCUCAAUCACUUCAAGCACUAUCGGAAAGAGCUCGUUCAGCUACGGAGCACAUACAACGUUUAAGAUCAAAGUCAGAAACCGUUAACAGAAAUCUUGCAGAUUCAGAAAAAGAACUUGUUGAACAACUUAACACAUUGAUUACUGCAAUUGAAACAAAAAAACAAGAACUAACAGAACGUUUACGAGAUGAAAGAACUAAACGUAUUCAUUGUCUUAAGGAACAAAUUAAUCGUGUCACAUCAUUGUUAACUAAAUCAACUGGUCUUAUUCAAUUUUGUAUUGAAAUGCUUAAAGAAAGUGAUCCGUCAGCAUUUCUUUUGGUAUCUCAAUCCCUUAUUACACGAACUCAAAGUGCAGAACAAAAUUUUAUACAAGAACUUCAACAUACUUCAUUUACUAAUGAUAUUACUGGAUCGUUAUUAUCACUUGCUUUAUCAUCAAGUAAAGAUUAUUCACAUCAUUCACCUAAGAAAAAAACACUUAAAUCAAAUGAAGAGAUUUCUGGUAAAUACAACAAUGCUUCUGGUAAUGCUGGUGGAACAAGCACAUCUAAUCGAUUAAACAAGACAUUAGAUCUAUUAGGUGUGAAUAGUGUUGAUGGAAUACUUCGAGCAAUUUUAAAUUUAGGCUUAGAAGAAGAUCAAAAUACAAAAAGAUAUGAAUAUUUUCAACUUAUCAAUCAAAAAAUUAAUGAUGCUCCAGCCCCACCAGCGUUUCUAAUAGAAGAAUGCAUUUCAGAGCGUAAUGUUAUUACUCUUGUGUGGCAGCCCACAUCGUCUGUACCUAUUGAUCGUUAUACACUUGAAUUGGAUGAUGGAGCAGGUGGAACUUUCAGGAAAGUUUAUCGCGGUGUUGAAACAAUGUGCACUGUCGAAGGUUUACACUUUCGUUCCGUCUAUCGUGCUCGCGUUAAAGCACACAAUCAAGCUGGUGAAAGCCAAUACAGUGAACGAAUUUGUCUACAGACAUCAGAUUUUACUUGGUUUCAUUUGGAUAUUCAUACCUCCGUACCAGAAAUUUUACUUACAAAUGGAAAUCGAACUGUUACUAGUCAACUGUCUGAAGAUAGAGUAAUUCUUGGUUCAACUGGUUUAUCAAGAGGUGUACAUUAUUGGGAAUUCACUGUAGAUCGUUGUGAUCCUGGUGGACAACCUGCAUUUGGUAUAGCUAAAUAUGAUUGUAAUAAAGAAAUAAUGCUUGGUCUUGAUAUGAAAAGUUGGUCAAUUUAUUUUGAUUAUAAACGAAGUUGGUUUUUACAUAAUGGAGAACAUUUUGAACGAACUGAUGGUGGAAUACAUGCUGGUAGUGUAGUUGGUAUUCGAUUAGAUUGUAAUAGAGGCAGUUUAUCUUAUUAUUUAAAUGAUCAACCACAUGGUCCAAUUGCAUUUACUAAUUUACCAAGUGGGAUUUAUUAUCCAGCUGUCAGUUUAACAAGAGCUAUUCAACUCACUUUACAUUCUGGUUUAGAAGCUCCUAGUGAGAGUGAAGAAAGUGAUGAAGAUAGUUCUGGUGGUGGAACAGGAACUGAAACCACUUCUAUGGCAACCACUGUUUUAACCCUACCUUCUACACUACAAAGCAAAGGAUUAAGGCAAUGAAGUUAUUGUUAUGAAUUAUUAACUACAUAGUCUGUCUGCAAAAUUUUUUUCCGAAUAUUUACUUGUAAACAAACCAUAUGUAGCUCAAUGUUUCAAUCCAUUGGAAUAUUAUCUUCAAUCUAUCAAUUUGAAAAAAUAAAUUUAAAAUAACCAGCUCAUAUAAGAUGAAAUCUUGUAAUAUUUCUUCAAGUACAUUACAUCAUUUGAAUACAUUUUACAAAUAUAUAAUUGGCUUUGAAUAAGUAUCCAUGAGAACAUUGAAAUCUUAAUGUUCAUUUCACUUCUUAAAUAAUUUGAAUUUCAUAAAUAAUCUGAUUAUGAU
This is a messenger RNA of Schistosoma rodhaini, 3448 nucleotides long. NCBI's taxonomy places the organism in Eukaryota, Metazoa, Platyhelminthes, Trematoda, Strigeidida, Schistosomatidae. The record is from the annotation of a GenBank genome assembly.